Coregonus sp. 'balchen' is the source of this 4794-nucleotide messenger RNA. Lineage: Eukaryota; Metazoa; Chordata; Actinopteri; Salmoniformes; Salmonidae. The record is from the annotation of a GenBank genome assembly.
AUGGAGCUGGGUUCGCAGCUGACGUGAUGUAACAUCAUGGACGCCUGCUAUCUCUUAGCCACUGUGUGUCCGUUAUCAAUGCUGUGGGGGGGGGCAUCAGGGUUUGGUUGCGUAAUGGAUGACAUUGCUGUGGAAGACCCCCUGCUCUGGAAGAAAUGCCAAAAUGUGGAAUAUAUUGGGUAUAUUUCUGUUAAAGUCAAAGCCUCUGUUGAUAGUGAUAAAGACAUCUUGACCAUUCCAUUAUUAAAAACUAUGUAAAAUACUGAAGCCUUUCAUAACCACCCAUAAUUAUGCACUGAGUGUACAAAACGUUAGGAACACCUUCCUAAUAUUGAGUUCCACCUCCUUUUGCCCUAAGAACAGCCUCAAUUCAUUGGGGCAUGCACUCUACAAGGUAUUGAAAGCGUUCCACAGGGAUGCUGGCCCAUGUUGACUCCAAUGCUUCCCAUAGUUGUGUCAUGUUGGCUGGAUGUCCUUUGGGAGGUGGACCAUUCUUGAUACACACGGGGAAACUGUUGAGUGUGAAAAACCCAGCAGCGCUGCAGUUCUUGACACACUCAAACCGGUGCACCUGGCACCUACUAUCAUACCCUGUUCAAAGGCACUCCACAAUCCAUGUCUCAAUUGUCUCAAGGCUUAGAAAUCCUUCUUUAACCUGUCUCCUCCCCUUCUGCUACACUGAUUUGAAGUGGAUUUAACAGAUGACACCAAUAAGGGAUCAUAGCUUUCACCUGGAUUCACCUGGUCAGUCUGUCAUGGAAAGAGCAUGUUUUGUACACUCAGUGUAUACAAUAGUAGUAAUAGUAGUCUUGUUAGUGUUGAUGGUGGUAGCAGUAGAUGUAGAUGUAGCAAUAGAAGUAACAGUAGUAUCCUGUGUCUGCAAUGCUUAGAGGCAGAAAAGAGCAGCUAUAUGAAAUAAUGAUUGACGCUUUAGCAUAUAUGUCAUUCCCCUUUACCGAGGAUGUGUCUACAAGGCUAUAUCAGUGCCAUGUGAACUGCUCUGCUCUGGGCAGAGGGGAAGUAUUAGGAGCAUCAGUCACCGCAAAUCAAUUUAAAUGGGCAAACAAUGGUCUCAAACGGGAGGAAACAGCAAUAGUAUCUGUUGUUUAGCUGAAAGCUAUGAUUUGCUAUGACUUAAUAACAGGGUUGAUAUACUAAAUUGUGAAUAUUCCACACCACCGUGACAUUUACAUUUGAGUCAUUUAGCAGACUUUUCAGGAGUAAUUAGGUUUAAGUGCCUUGCUCAAGGACACGUCGACAGAUUCUUCACCUAGUCAGCUGAGGGAUUCGAACCAGUGACCUUUUGUUUACUGGCCCAACGCCCUUAACCGCUAGGCUACCUGCCACGGUUAUGUUAAUACACCGUCAGUGAUGCAGGAUAAGGGUGCAAUGGACCCACCAAGCAGGAACCACCUAACAGAUUGCACUUGAGAGCAAUAUGAAGCAAACAGAGUGAAUGACUUAUUUGUCUGGCGAUAUAUGGACAAGGAUCAUUGUGUAUAUUACAAUGGCCGCAGGGGAUGAGUAAUACACGUUUUAUUUCCGAGGUAAUUUUUAUUUCGUUCAGAAUGCACCGUUUUCCCAGUUAUUUUUCUAUGACCUCUUACUAGCUCAGUAACUGCUUGCUGAUGAGUUGCCCUGCUUACAUGCAUGAGAAGGAAUUAUAAGGCUUCACUGGACUCCAAUGGAUCUGUGUAGUCGCUUCGCCACAAGCUAUACACAUUUGAUUCUGAAAAUAGAUGUGGGACAAUUUUUUUCCCCCUAUCCUGACCCUGUUGUCAUCCAUUGUAUAAUGCACCCAGUCACGUGUCAAUAGUAAAACAUUUAGUGAUAACGGAUUCAGUGAUAAAGCAUUUAGUGAUAAAGCAUUCAGUCUUUGAUCAGUGGAAUUUUUUUCUUCGACCAAUGCAGUGCAGAGCUGUCAUCCAACAGUGUGAGGCCUGUCAUACUGCACAAUACACCCAACCUAUAGUAUCAAACUAGUUUGGUAUCUAGGGAGAAUCAAUGAAAUAGCAUCGCUUCGUGUGAUGAUCAUACAUUGCUUUAUGAGAGAUUUCGAAAAAGAAAAUUGCAUGGGUGAGAAAAUAAGUUUGCUCAUUUGAGGAAAACAAGUAUUUCAUUGAUGCUGCCUCUUCUUUGGUAAAAAACAUGGAUCAAAUCUAUUCUAGGCCAUACCCAAGUGUAUUAUUUAAACAGAUGAAGUUUUCUACCUUACCUUGUAUAUGAGGUAUUGUGGCCAUGUAAACAAGAUUCCAAUGUUCACUAGGCCAUGCAUGUUUUAAAGAAAAUGAAUUCCUCACAUCUCCAGCUCCUUCCAAGAUAACUGUAUUCUCCCUUCAUGCAUAUGAUACAUCAAUAAAGGCAAUUGUAUUCAGUUUAAAGUUCAUUUUCUAUACUGUGAGAAUUGCAUUGACCUUAUGAUCCAGGAUUAAAAGUAUAUGCACAGUUCUGAAAGAAUGGGUAAAUGUACUUUCUGUAAUAGGAGGCCAUGCUUUGUCUGUCUGAAGGGACAGAUAAUCUACUCAAAGUAGUUAAGAUACUUAUAGCAAAAAUAUAUAAACAGAUACUUUAUUGAUUUAACCUAUGUUUUUAUUAUUUUCCAAGUCAAUUACAUUUUGGUAACAUCUCUCGCUCUCUCCCUCCCUACCUCUUUUCCCUCCCUCCCUCCCUCUCUCCCUCCAUCCCUCCCUCCUCUUUCUGUUUUGCAGAUACACCGGACAGAAAAUGCUACCCUGCAUCGUUUUCCUUUGCUCUUUUUUCGCUGCUGCUUGUUUCCAAGACAUCCAGCCCUCCAAGGCAUUUCUGAGCGAAUCCUGUGACUCAUUGUGUACUUGUGAAGAAAAAGAUGGCAUCCUGUAUCUUAACUGUGAGGAGAGAAAUAUCAGCAAGAUCUCCCAAAUCAAAGUGCCGUCAGCUCUACCUUUCCAUCUCAAUCUGUACAAAAACGACUUGGUGGAGUUGUGUGCAGAAGACUUGGAAGGUUUAAAGAAUGCCGUUUCGCUUCAUCUCGGGGCUAAUAGCAUACAAGAGCUUGAACCUGGGGUCUUCAGUGCACUGGGCUCCCUGAAGAAGCUCCACAUCAACAGUAAUUUCCUGGUCAUGUUGAAAGAAGACACUUUUCACGGCUUGGUAAAUUUGGAGUUUCUCCAGGCGGACACAAACUUCAUUCGCGUGGUCGAGCCGGGGGCAUUCAACAAACUCAUCCGCCUCAAAGUUCUGAUCCUCAAUGACAACACCAUCAAGUUUCUUCCCAGCAAUAUUUUCCGGUUUGUUCCGCUCACCCACUUGGACCUGCGGGGGAACCAGUUACAGACCCUGCCUUACGUUGGCUUCCUGGAGCACAUUGGGCGGAUCAUGGAGCUUCUUCUGGAGGACAACGACUGGAUGUGCGAUUGUGAGAUCCUUCACCUAAAGAUCUGGAUGGAGAACAUGCGGGCCCAGUCGGCCAUUGGGGAGGUGGUCUGCAGCAGCCCCCACCAUCUCAGGGGCACCAUCCUGGCCAAAAUCAAGCGGGAUGUUCUCUGCCCCUCUCACGCCGAUAUCAACUUAGAGGAGCCUUCCAAGUCACUGGACAUGGUGGUCACUCCGUCUUCCAAAGUGGCAGAGAUUCCGAAGUUGGAGGACGCCAAGGAUGACGCAAAGAUUCCGACACCUGCUUAUGUUCCAGGGAGUCCUUGUGUGGAGCACUGUUCUUGUCACAAUCACCCUGUGGCUGGGUUUUUAAUGCAUUGUCAGGACAGAGGGAUUCAGCGGAUAUCAGAUAUUGGAAUACUUGAGCAAAGCCCCACCAAGCUGGUGCUCACAGGAAAUAUGAUUCAGAGACUGUUAAAAUAUGACUUUGUCACAUAUGACGGUUUGGAGUUAUUAAAUUUGGCCAACAAUCGAAUCGAUUACGUUGACAAUGAAACUUUUCUCAGCUUAAGCAAUUUGAAAAAACUUUAUCUCAACGGCAACAGAAUUGAAACGCUUUCCGCGACCAUGUUCAUUGGACUCCACAACCUUGAAUACCUAUAUUUGGAAUACAACAUUAUCAAAGAAAUUGUUCCAGGAGCUUUUAAUCCUUUGCCAAAUCUCAAACUCUUGUCUUUGAAUAACAAUCUGCUGACUAGUCUCCCAUUGCAGAUAUUUCGCAACGUGCCCCUCACCAAACUGAACCUGAGGAAAAAUCUGCUCAUUCACCUGCCCGUUAGCAACGUGCUGGACCAGCUUGACUCUUUAGAGCAGAUUUAUUUAGAGGACAACCCCUGGGACUGCAGCUGUGACUUAGUCAGUCUCAAACAGUGGGUUGAGAAGCUGAGGAAGGACACAGUCAUAGGUUCCAUUUUGUGUCACACACCGAGAAAAGUGGCAAAGGCUGAGCUGAGGGCCCUCAGAAAUGAGUUGCUGUGCCCCGGCCUGGUGACCUACUCCUUGCCCACAGACGAGGACGAGAGUGUGACAAGCACAGUGGCGAUUGACGGCGCUAGGAGCGGUUUCUUCAGCUCCAUCAUGGACUCAGUUCCGCUCUCCGUUCUGAUCCUUAGCUUGCUCGUCAUCUUCCUCAUGGUCAUCUUCUGUUCGGCGGGCAUCGUGGUGUACCUCGUGCACAGACGGCGAAGGAGAGUGAAGAAGAAACAGGCGGAAGGAGCAGCCGCGGGAGAGCAGCAGCCCCAUCCACCUGCAAUACAGCAUGUACGGCCAGAAAACCACCCACCACACACUGGCACAGAGGACAGGAAGCCCUGUGUACGACGAGCGCUCACACAGCCCCAUCGUCCAGAUCUGCCGCAACCCCACCUACUGCGCUCAGCAUAA